AUGCAUCCGCAUCAAAUUCUGGUCAUCCUCGCUAUCCUAGCGGGUCUAGCUUACAGCUUGCAUGGUCCGAUUGAGCUCAACAACGCCAUCGAGGAACCCGUUACGAGCCAAGAUCAGUCCGAAAGUCUUCGUCUGAAACUCCGAGGUGUGACCAAGCAGCUUGACUACCAAUGUGGUCCGAGUUAUGGGUCAUGCCCUAGUGGCACUUGCUGCUCCAGUGCUGGCUUCUGUGGGACCUCCGUUGCUCACUGCCGUUCUCCCGACUGCAUGCUUAACUUUGGCACCUGCGACACAGACAAGUCCCCCGUGGGGCCACCCACAAAGGAAAUUCCCCGUCCUCACAUUGGCCGAGUUCCCUAUGGUCCACAGGAGAUCCGCUCGUGCACUGUCCCUGGAACAAUUGCUCUGACUUUUGAUGACGGCCCAACUCGUUACACCGGUGAUCUCCUUGACCUCCUUGACCGGUACGAUGCGCCAGCGACUUUCUUCGUUACUGGCAUCAACAACGGCAAGGGUCCGAUUGAUGAUCCGAGCCUGCCCUGGGCUGAACUCAUUGAGCGGAUGAUUAUCAGUGGCCAUCAAGUUGCCAGUCACACUUGGUCGCAUGAGGAUCUCAGCAAGGUGACACCUGAGCAGCGUGCCGACCAGAUGCUCAAGAACGAGGUCGCUCUUCGAAACAUUCUAGGCAGCUUCCCUACCUACAUGCGUCCACCUUACUCGAGUUGCCUUCCCGGUUCAGGCUGUCGAGAGGACCUUGGCGAUUUCGGAUAUCACAUCGUCUUGUAUGAUUUCGAUACCGACGAUUACAAGAACGACAGUCCGAACCUGAUUCAACUCUCCAAGGACAUUUUUGACCGAUUCUUGAAUGCCGGAAAUUCCAAGAUAAACUCCUGGCUGAUCAUUGCCCAUGAUGCCCAUGAGCAGACCGUCCACAAUCUCACCGAGCAUAUGCUGAAGACAAGUAAAAGACUGGGGUAUCGGCCUGUCACUGUCGGUGAUUGUCUACGUGACCCUCGCGACAAUUGGUACCGCGCCGACAGCACCUGGGUCGGACAAAAGAACAAGAAAAAGACUCCGAAGAAGGGUCCAAAGAAGUCAAAUGUGCCGCAACAAGUCUCCGUCGAUGGUACCUGCGGUGCAAACUACACUUGUCUCGGGUCGCGCUUCGGACUCUGCUGCGGCAGCAAUAAUGUCUGUGGAAACACUACUACCCACUGCGGCCAUGGCUGCAAGAAGGAAGCUGGAUACUGUGCCAUUCAUGUUCCCCCAAAUGGUGACGCCUGGGACCCUGUAUCCCCUGGAGGCAAGGCCGCGAAAUCCGAAGCGGACUCCAACGUUCGAGUCGUUGGGACUGCAGCUGCAACCUCGUUGGUUCUAGCUUUGAUCGUGGCCAUGUGGAUGUGA
This is a messenger RNA of Penicillium subrubescens, 1404 nucleotides long. Its product is annotated as chitin deacetylase CDA6. Gene Ontology annotation, biological process: carbohydrate metabolic process. Bases 1 to 1404 code for a protein of 467 amino acids. NCBI's taxonomy places the organism in Eukaryota, Fungi, Ascomycota, Eurotiomycetes, Eurotiales, Aspergillaceae. The record is from RefSeq and is a predicted model, not a curated record. Gene Ontology annotation, molecular function: chitin binding; hydrolase activity, acting on carbon-nitrogen (but not peptide) bonds. The transcript has 2 exons.